CGCGCUCCAUAGUAUACUGUGAAGCAGUGCACACGAAUCCCCCCUCACACUCCCACUCCGGAAAAUGUCUGGUGCGCAGGUGGCAAUUUUAACAGUUAUUCUGUUGUUGGAGACGGCGACCGCUGGCGUCCCGCUGCAGCGAUACGAGGCACUUCUGAAGCAGCAGUCGGCGCCCACCGACGAGCAACUGGGUCUAUACGACGAAAAUGACAAGGUUGUCCAGCUGAGUGUGGGAAACUUCAACGAGUCCGUCUUGGAGCAGAAUCACGGCUCUCUGGUGGAAUUCUACAACACCUAUUGCGGGCACUGUAGGCGCUUUGCUCCCAUCUACAAGCAGGUGGCCGAGCAGUUGCAUUCCUGGCAGGAUGUGGUCAUAGUCGGUGCCAUUGACUGUGCGGCAGAGGAGAACAAUGGUAUCUGUCGGACCUACGAGGUCAUGGGUUAUCCCACGCUUCGCUACAUGGGUCCGGGUUUCCAGCCGAGUGCCAAGAACUACGGACAGGAUCUCAAGUCGCAGGAUCCAGCCGAGAUUCGUGGCUUGUUGGCGAGCAUACUGGUCGCCGAUAAUCUAACAAGCAGCAACAACAACACCUACUGGCCAAAUUUCCAUUAUGUCACGGAAAACGACUCAAGCUCCACCAUCUUCGAGGGACUGAGUAGCCAACGCGAGUUUGUGGCACUUGUCUACGAGCCAGAGAACUCCACCGUGGGCAUUGAAACGGCACUGUUCCUUCUACAGUGGCCCUCUCUGCAGGUGCGCCGUGUGAGCGAUCUGGCGGCGGCUUCCAAAUUUAAAAUUGAUCCCACCAGUCACCAAUUGUCAAUUGUGGAUCGCAAGGGUGAGAUCACACCCUACACACCGGCGGAACAAACUGGUCCAGCAUUUUCCGAGACCAUUCAGACUGCACUGCGCAAGAAGAACAUAACACCGAGGCCUGAGAAGGCUGAGAUCCAGCAUGCUCCGGUUGCAGCUAUUGGAGAAAAGGCUGAGCAUAAUGCAAUCCUCGAGGAAGUUCAUCGCCACAAGCAUUUCGUUUAUCAGGCAGAUCUCGAGCAGGCCAUCCGUACAGUACUGCACAACGAGGUGCCCAAGGUUAACGAGAUCGGAGGUGAACGUCUUCUUGCCCUCCAACGUUUCUUGGGCGUGCUGCAACGCUACAAUCCUUUGGGAUUCAAUGGACACCAGCUGCUGUCUAAGCUCAAGGACUAUGUGGUGCAGUUUAAUCAAGAGCUGACAGGCAAACAGUUCGAGCAAGAACUGCAGCGACUCGAGGGGCAACUGGGUCCUAUCUACUCCUCCACGCAUUUCGUCGGGUGCACUGGCUCCAGUCCACAUCUGCGGGGCUUCAGCUGCUCUCUAUGGACCUUGUUCCAUUUCAUGACAGUGCAGGCGGCCGAGAACGAGGACUCGCAGGAUCCCCUCGAAGUGUUGCAGGCCAUGCACGGCUACAUCAAGAACUUCUUUGGCUGCUCCGAAUGUGCUGAUCAUUUCCAGGCAAUGGCCUCAAGACGGAAGAUAUGGAGCGUGCCGAACAAGGAGGAAGCUGUACUAUGGCUGUGGGCAGCGCACAACGAGGUGAACCAGCGCCUGGCCGGCGAUGACACAGAGGAUCCUCAGUUUCCAAAGAUACAGUUUCCCAGCGAGAAAAGCUGCAGUCAGUGCUACCGCACGCCAGGCUCCACGUCGGACAACAUAGAAAUCAACUGGAACAAGGAUGCAGUUCUGAGCUUCCUCAAAAACAUUAACAAUCCACAGUUUGUAAGCAGAUACGGCGUGCAACAGGAGGAUCUGCUGCAUGCGACGGCGGAGAAAAUGAGACAAAAGCGUCAAAUAUCGAAUGUAUUCAGCGACAUUGACAUGAGGAUGGGCAUGCUUCUUUACGCCUUUUGCAUUGUGAUGAUGGUCGUGGCAUUCAAGUUGUUCGCCUUCAAGGGCUAUCGCAAGAAGCCGUACGGACACGACCUGCUUGGCAAGGUGUAGAUGUAGAUAGGCCGGAGAGAACCAAUCUAGGCUGCUUCCACUAAUUUAAGUAAUGACACAGAAACACCGAGCACCAUAUACCGAAACUUACACAAUGACCACCUCUUCAAUGAUUUUAUUAGGAGCACACACAAUUAUGUUUAAGUUCAAAGUGUAUAUAUGUAUGAGUACGCUUCCUCCAGUUUUAGUCCCGUAACCAUAAUGAUAACAUUCGCUUUUUUAUAACGACUAUUCAGACACUCUUAUGGAUUUUUCUUAAGUAUGCAAAUGUGAUUUCCCGCAAUAAUGAUUCACUAAUGACUCCCGUGUGCGUUUAAAUAAAAUGCUAAAUGCAACAUCUCUUGUU
This is a messenger RNA of Drosophila persimilis, 2327 nucleotides long. It is a transcript of the gene Qsox1, whose product is annotated as sulfhydryl oxidase 1. Gene Ontology annotation, biological process: protein folding. Gene Ontology annotation, molecular function: protein disulfide isomerase activity; flavin-dependent sulfhydryl oxidase activity. Gene Ontology annotation, cellular component: Golgi membrane. The coding region runs from base 65 to 1981 and encodes 638 amino acids. The transcript has 2 exons. Lineage: Eukaryota; Metazoa; Arthropoda; Insecta; Diptera; Drosophilidae. The record is from RefSeq and is a predicted model, not a curated record.